Camellia sinensis is the source of this 1597-nucleotide messenger RNA. Lineage: Eukaryota; Viridiplantae; Streptophyta; Magnoliopsida; Ericales; Theaceae. The record is from RefSeq and is a predicted model, not a curated record.
UUGAUUACUUCUACCAACCGUCUGAAUCGCGGAAGUUUCCUGCGUUUUCUGCCCCUUUCUCUUCUUCGUCUUCAUUCCUCUCUCUCUCUCUCUCUCAUUUUUCUAGGGUUCCUUACUUCACCUUAUAAUCUCCGUCUUCUCUACCCAAACAUUUCUCUCUCUCUCUCUCUCUCUCUCUGGAGUCUUGAUCACUGUAAAAAUGGCGGAUUUGGUAUCCUCAAUCGACAAUCCUCUGAUGAUUUCGAAGACGCAUGUAGUAUCUGUCUCGAGCCUUUCAACUCCCAAGAUCCUCCCACUGUCACCAACUGUAGACAUGAGUAUCAUCUCCAGUGUAUUCUUGAAUGGUCACAAAGAAGCAAAGAGUGCCCUAUAUGUUGGCAGCUUCUUGUCUUGAAGGACCCUUCCAGUCAAGAGCUUUUAGCUGCAGUGGAGAAUGAAAGGAAUUUGAGGUCAAGGCGCAAUGCUCGCCAUAUCCGUGAGGACUAUGAAAUGAAUAUUGCUAAUUCUUAUGGAGAUGAUUCAGAUUUCAAUGAGCGUAUUAUGAGGCAUUUUGCUGCUGCAGCACGCAGAGCUCGUUAUGUUGAGAGAAGGGAAAGGCCGAGAUCUUCUGGUAUUGGUCCUCCGCUGGUUCUGCUCUCUGUUCCUACUGGAGAUCUACCUCUACCUGAUGUGCAGCAUUUGCGCACAACAUCACCAGAAGAACGCCAAACUUCCAGUUAUGAGUUUUCGGAGGGUGAUUCACCAACAUUUAGCACUCUAAGGUCUGUGGUUCCAGAGGUUGUGAAUGUGGAACCCAACUCUGUUGGCAACAGAGACCGUUGCAAUAAACCCAGAGUCCUUUGCAGCUCCGAAAGUCCACAAAGACCAAGCUCAUCUGAAUUUCUUGCUUUCUUGGAGUCUGUUAAAUUGAAAUUUUCUGCAGCUUCUGCCAGAUAUAAGGAAUCAAUCUCAAAAAGUACCCGAGGAUUUAAAGAGAAGCUACUUGCGCACAAUAUCUCAGUCAGAGAAUUAGCAAGAUGAGUUCAACGUGAGAUGAAUGCAGGUAUUGCUGGUGUUGCACAAAUGAUUGAGCGCCUUGAUCUUCCCUCAAAACGGACCGGAAUUUCUGUUCCUUUAUCCAGUUGCUCAACCUCAAACUUCUCGUAUAAAGGAAAAGACACUCAAGAGAGUGUAAUUACUCAGUCUCCCAAUGAAAAUGCUGGGGAAAGUGUGCAUGAUAUGAGUUCACCUGAAUCCCCUCGUGGUCACAGUACCUUCCCAAGUGAAUUGGAUAUUUCUCUCGUUCAGGUUUGUUAAGUUUACUCUUUAAAUCAUCUUCUCAAUAAACCAUUUUACUCAAGUUUUGUUAACAAGCCAUUGUCUUAGUUGGGAGCUGAUUCCUUCAUUCCUUUCCUAAUUUUCUUUUUGCCAUUUUGGUCCAUCAAUUUGUUUGUGUAGAACUAGUAUGAAAUGCUCCAUGUUAUAGAAAUGACGGCUGCAUAAGAUUUGAAAGCUCACCAUAAGCAUAGCUUAUUUUCUUGCUAUUUCCUCAUGUCAUUGGGAUGAGCUAUAUAUGUCAGAAAUGGAAUUUCAUGUGUGGCAUAAGUUUGGCUGGUUA